UUCUAGGGAGCAAACAUUUCCCAGUUAGAACGGGAUAUAGGAUCUGACCAAUUUCCUCCAAAUGAACAUUACUUUGGGCUUGUUAACUUUGGGAAUACCUGUUAUAGUAACUCUGUAUUGCAAGCUUUAUAUUUCUGUAAACCAUUCCGAGAAAAGGUUUUAGAAUACAAGGCAAGAAAUAAAAGAACCAAAGAAACUUUACUUUCUUGUUUAGCUGAUCUAUUUCACAGUAUUGCUACACAGAAGAAGAAAGUGGGUUCUAUUGCCCCAAAGAAAUUUAUUGCUCGUCUAAGAAAAGAAAAAGAAGAUUUUGACAACUACAUGCAGCAAGAUGCUCACGAAUUCCUAAAUUUUUUGAUUAAUCAUAUUAAUGAGAUUAUACUUUCAGAAAGGCCUCAAAAGUCAAAAAAUGGUGAUGGAGAUGCUGGAAAUUCAACUCCUGAGCCAACAUGGGUUCAUGAAAUCUUUCAAGGAAUUCUUACAAGUGAAACAAGAUGUUUAAAUUGUGAAACAAUGAGCAGCAAGGAUGAAGAUUUCUUUGAUCUUCAAGUAGAUAUUGAUCAGAAUACCUCUAUAACGCACUGCCUAAGAUGUUUUAGCAGUAUGGAAACUCUCUGUGGAGAUAAUAAAUUUAAAUGUGAUCAUUGCUCAAGCUAUCAGGAAGCCCAGAAAUGUAUGAGGGUUAAAAAACUACCUAUGAUUCUCGCUCUACAUUUAAAGAGAUUUAAGUAUAUGGAGCAAUAUAAUAGACACAUUAAAGUAUCACAUAGAGUUGUUUUUCCUUUGGAGCUGCGACUUUUUAACACGUCUGAUGAUGCAGUGAAUCCUGACAGAAUGUAUAACCUGGUUGCUGUGGUCAUACAUUGUGGAAGUGGUCCGAAUAGAGGCCAUUACAUAAGCAUUGUUAAAAGCCAUGACUUUUGGUUACUAUUUGAUGAUGAUAUGGUUGAUAAAAUAGAUCAAUCAGCAAUAGAUGAUUUCUAUGGACUGACUUCAGAUAUUCAGAAAUCAUCUGAAACUGGAUAUAUCCUUUUUUACCAAUCCAGAGAUACAACAGAGACAAAUAUAAAUGAAGCCAAAGUUAAUGGAAAGUGA
Nezara viridula (southern green stink bug) is the source of this 1095-nucleotide messenger RNA. The record is from the annotation of a GenBank genome assembly. NCBI's taxonomy places the organism in Eukaryota, Metazoa, Arthropoda, Insecta, Hemiptera, Pentatomidae.